Messenger RNA from Solanum stenotomum, 1104 nucleotides. RefSeq lists its product as uncharacterized. Lineage: Eukaryota; Viridiplantae; Streptophyta; Magnoliopsida; Solanales; Solanaceae. The coding region runs from base 1 to 1104 and encodes 367 amino acids. The transcript is spliced from 2 exons. The record is from RefSeq and is a predicted model, not a curated record.
AUGAAUAUUUUUGCCAUUUUUCUUGUACUGACCACACUUAUCACAGCAGGAAUCGUUUCUCCAAAUGAAAGGAACAUCAAGAUCUCAAUUUCCCCACGAGAAACAGAGCCAAAUGCAAAAACAGUGUAUGUUUCAGAUAAGAUAGCAAGUGCACUUGAAGGAACCAAACACUCUGUUUCUGAAAAAACCGAAGAAGAUGCUAAAGGGUUUUUUGAUAAAGUGGCUGGCAAAGCCCACGAGGCUUCAGAAAAUGUGAAAAAAUGUGUUGGAAUAAUAGUAGAUAAAGUGAAAGGAAAAGCCAAGGAUGUGUCUGAUACAACAGAUACACUAAAGGGUGAUGUGGAGGGAAAUGCAACAGAAGAUGUUGAUUUGAUAGAAAAUGCAGUGAUUGAAGAUGCACAUAGGCUUAAAGUGGAAGGGAAAAGGGGUUAUCAAAAAAUUCGAAGAUUCUUUUCAUCCAACAAUUUUCGAUCUUUGAUGGGGAUGAUCCAUUUGCUUGGAUUUGCAUUGUCUUAUGGUGUUUGUUUUUGGGUGACUUUCAUAUCUAGUAAGGUUUUGGCAAAAGCUUUACCGAAGCAGCAAUUUUCAGUGGUACAGAGCAAGAUUUACCCUGUUUACUUCAAGACUCUGUCUUACGGCGUCGCCACGGCGUUUCUCGGCCAUUACUUGAGCCAGAGACGUCCAUUUUAUGCGAGUCGGGGUGAAACAAUACAAGGUCUCAUUUUUCUGGCUAUAUUCUCCAUGACUAUGUUCAAUUCUUUCUACUUGGAGCCUCGAGCCACUAAGUUGAUGAGGGAGAGAAUGAAAUUGGAGAAAGAGAAGGGGAAAGGGAAAGAUGUAUUUGACAUAGAACCAAGCACAAGAAACGUGGAUGCAGUGAGGGAUCCAACAGGGACUAAAACAGGGAAAACAACAAGUAAUGAACCUCUUGAAACUCAACAAGAAUUGUCAGAGGGAGCAAUAAGAGAGAGGCCACAAGUUGAGAUAUUGAGUCAGAAGCUAAAGAAGUUGAAUUUAAUGUCAUCAUUUCUCAAUGUACUCACACUAAUAGGUCUUACUUCUCACCUUUUCCACCGUAGCCAAUUGGUGCAUUCCAGCGGUUAA